This is a messenger RNA of Perkinsus marinus ATCC 50983, 220 nucleotides long. RefSeq lists its product as hypothetical. The annotation marks the transcript as partial. The transcript has a single exon. NCBI's taxonomy places the organism in Eukaryota, Perkinsozoa, Perkinsida, Perkinsidae. The record is from RefSeq and is a predicted model, not a curated record.
UCGGGAAACGCAUUAUGCACUUUUAGAGACGAUCAAGAGGUUAUUGCUGCCUGGUGGUGAAUGUUGGCUAUUCGCUUCGAAACGUGCGGGGUCUUUGGGGGACUUCGUGGCACUUGCUCGGAGUAGCGCUGAAUUUGAAGCAGUUGAGGUGGCGGUUGACUGCCUUCCUACGAGCUCCGCUUUCAAGGAGCUCAGAGCGAUGAAUUGUUCCCCUGUGAUG